AUGUCCGAUCAUCCCCCAUUAGCACCACAGGAAGGCUCGGGUGUCGAGCCUGCACAAUAUGCGCAAAACUUGGAACCGCAUGUCUUUACCGAACAAGAGCUGGGGGAAUACCGCGAGCAAGACCGAUUUCUCCCCAUUGCCAACGUCGCCCGAAUAAUGAAGUCUUCCCUUCCGCCCAAUGCCAAAAUCGCUAAAGACGCCAAGGAGACCGUCCAGGAAUGCGUCUCCGAGUUCAUCAGCUUCAUCACCUCCGAAGCGGCGGAGAAGUGCCAUCUUGAGAAACGCAAGACGGUUGUGGGGGAGGAUAUUAUAUAUGCGCUGUAUUCUCUCGGGUUUGAGAACUAUGCAGAGGUGUUGAAGGUCCUCCUAGCCCGGAUGAGACAUGCCCAUUCAUUAGCCCAGGCACACAAGAAAUCUGCAUCUGGAGAAUUUUCCCCUUCAGAUCCGAGCGAACUUGCUCUCCGUGCACACGGUUCUGGGUCUGACGAGCAUGACGAUGACCUGGACGAUCAUGAUGAGCAUGAUGAGGAUCACGAUGAACACGAAGGCGAUGAUGGGGAACCUGUGGAUGAUACUGAAGGAGGCGCGGAAGACGAGCUGGAGCUGGAAGAACUUGAGGAACGGUUCAAAGAGGUUGUCGAGAAGGGCCAGUACGCUGAGAAUGAGGAGGACGUUGGCUAG
Dacryopinax primogenitus is the source of this 681-nucleotide messenger RNA. RefSeq lists its product as uncharacterized. Bases 1 to 681 code for a protein of 226 amino acids. Gene Ontology annotation, molecular function: DNA-binding transcription activator activity, RNA polymerase II-specific; protein heterodimerization activity; RNA polymerase II cis-regulatory region sequence-specific DNA binding. Lineage: Eukaryota; Fungi; Basidiomycota; Dacrymycetes; Dacrymycetales; Dacrymycetaceae. Gene Ontology annotation, biological process: regulation of transcription by RNA polymerase II. Gene Ontology annotation, cellular component: CCAAT-binding factor complex. The transcript is spliced from 4 exons. The record is from RefSeq and is a predicted model, not a curated record.